Molecule: messenger RNA, 1140 nt
Organism: Myxocyprinus asiaticus (Chinese sucker)
Lineage: Eukaryota; Metazoa; Chordata; Actinopteri; Cypriniformes; Catostomidae
Product: fibroblast growth factor-binding protein 1-like
Exons: 1
Coding region: 301-927 (208 amino acids)
Biological process (GO): cell-cell signaling
Molecular function (GO): growth factor binding
Source: RefSeq, a predicted model, not a curated record
AAUGCAAUGUGCAAACUGUUGAGGGAGGCGAGAGCGUGCUUGCGUGCGCGAGAUGCGCUAUAAAUGGCACAAGCAGGAACUUUAGGUGUGAAACACCACCGAUUUCACAGCUCAUCUGUGGGGCCGACUGUCACAUAUACAGUAACAUUUUGGUUGCUUGAUUUUUUGCAUUAUUGAUAUAGCCUAUCAUACCGGGAUACCCUUGCCGCACAUUGCUAUUGUGGUGUUUUCACCCUUUAGUGGUAACAGGAUACCACUUCUUAUUUUUUGCAGUUGUUUGAAAAGAAUUUCGAUGAGGACAUGAUGCGCAUAAAAGACAUUGCUCUCGUUCUGAUUUUCACCUGUCUCGUGCAACAGUUUCUUCAGGUGAACAGCCUGAGAGAUAGAGGGAGAGCACAGACCGAUGGAAAGGGGAGGAGAAGAGGUCAACGGAAUGACGGUGGUCCGAAAGCAUCCAGUGGCACAGGUGUGUUCAGAGGGAGAUUUUCACUGAAAGACGGGGCGCAGUGCACGUGGGUCGCAGCAGCUGAGGGCCAUGCGUCUGUACUGGGAGUCACCUGUAAAAACGGUGCACAGAGUUUCGACUGUGAGUAUGUAGCGAAGCCCACUGCAUGUCAGCAAUAUGCAUCCGAUGCCAAAGCCUACUGGAAACAGAUUGCCCGUGCGCUAAAAAAGCAGAAGAGAUUGUGUCGCGACUCUACGGCGCUGCUCAGGGCCGGCAUGUGCAGGAAGGCGCCGGAAGACGCGCAUUUCAGACUGAAGGUCACGCGCUCCUCCUCACCGACGCCCGGUACGCCGCCCGCGGGAAAACAUCUUUGCUCCGAUCGGACUGAUAGGCUGAAACUGUCCGAGGAAUACUGCACCAGCUCCUGGUCUUCACUGUGUACAUUUCUCUUCUUGAUGCUUGAGAAUGACGAAUGCUCGUGAGGGGACGUUGUGCUUGUUUGACUUAAUUUGGUUCUCAAAAAAAGAACCGAACGAGAAUCAUAAGCUAACGUUUGGGAAACGUUCUGUGUUUGUUUGGAUUUUGCUAAAUUGGGGAGAUUAAAGUUUUUGGAUUCUUGAAAUCAGUUCUGCUAUAAAAUGUUUAGAUAGAUAGAUAGAUGGAUAGAUAGACAGACAGACAGAUAGAUAGAUAGA